Molecule: messenger RNA, 2996 nt
Organism: Oncorhynchus gorbuscha (pink salmon)
Lineage: Eukaryota; Metazoa; Chordata; Actinopteri; Salmoniformes; Salmonidae
Product: neurite extension and migration factor-like
Exons: 2
Coding region: 1-2853 (950 amino acids)
Biological process (GO): negative regulation of neuron migration; negative regulation of cell adhesion mediated by integrin; negative regulation of cell-cell adhesion mediated by cadherin
Cellular component (GO): nucleus
Source: RefSeq, a predicted model, not a curated record
AUGAUGGAGUUGGGGGGUGUGUCCUAUCUGACAGAGGAGUGUCUUUUACAAGCCACGCCCACCUGCCUUGGGUGCUUCAUGGAGACCCGGGACCCCGCACUUAUCCAUGACCCCGCCCCUGUCCAUGACCCCGCCCCUAUCCAUGACCCUGCCCCUAUCCAUGACCCCGCUCCUAUCCAUGACCCCGGCCCCACGACUCCUGACCUUGACCGCGAGGCAGGGCUGGUAAGCCACCAGGACUUGGAGGCUGCUUCCUGCCCUAUCUCUGAAAUCCGCAGCAUCAAUAUCCCAUGUCUGAGCCAGGCUGGGGAGGUCAUAGAGGUCCUCGGGGAGCCGCUCCUGCCAGACCAGCUUCUCAGCUUCUCCAUGACCAAAACCUGCCACGCCACCGCCCUCACUACCGCCCUCGUUACCGCUAACGACAAGACAGGAGACAACGGAGAGAAGACAGAGGCAGAGGAUCCCACGACCAAGAAUCUGUAUGAGGGCCUCCUAUUGGACACGAUGAACAGAGAGGAGGGCCUCCUAUUGGACAAGAUGAACAGAGAGGAGGGCCUCCUAUUGGACAAGAUGAACAGAGAGGAGGGCCUCCUAUUGGACAAAGUGAAUGUGGAGGAAAUGCUGCUAUUGGACAAGGUCAACGGGGGGGGAGUGUUGCUAUUGGACAAAGUGAAUGGGGAGAAGGUGCUGCUAUUGGACAAGGUCCCCAGGGAGGAAGUGUUGCUAUUGGACAAGAUGAACAGAGAGGAGGUCCUCUUAUUGGACAAAGUGAAAGGGGAGGAGGUGCUGCUAUCGGACAAGGUCAGCGGGGGGGAAGUGUUGCUAUUGGACAAAGUGAACAGAGAGGAGGUCCUCUUAUUGGACAAAGUGAAAGGGGAGGAGGUUCUGCUAUCGGACAAGGUCAGCGGUGAGGAGGUCCUUCUGGCCAAUGCGGGUCAGGACUGGGGUUACUUCGAGUCGUUUAUCAGUGAGUCCAAGAUGGAGCUGCUGGACCUGUGUUCUAAGACCGACCUGUCAGUCAACCUGUUCUCCGAAGACGACGUUGACAACCUGUUUGACGACGACGACGAGGACUCAGCUCUGAGCAGCGAAAUGUGUUCUCUAAAGAUCCGCUACGAGUCCUUCCAGGACAACAUGAGAGAGAAGACCAACGUCCUGCAGGAGGACACACAGUUCAACUUCUUCCCCUCUGUCCUGGUCAACUGUGCCAAGAGGGAGGAUGGUGGGAAGGUGGGGGAUGUUAGUCCCCUAGUGGGGUCUCAGGGGUCCCAGGGUUCACCCCUCUCCUCCACCUCCUCUGUCAACUACUUGCUGGAGUUCAGAAACUCAGUCGAGGAGGACGCGGAGUACAGCGAUGAGUCCUCCUGCACCUCCUCGGACACCCUGCAGGAGGUGCAACCGGGCCAGAGGAGGGGAGGAGGAGGAAGUGCACCCAGGGGUUCCAGGAGACCCUCUGACCCUCUGGACUUCGGCCUGCGCUCCAAAAGGAAGGUCCACUACAGUGACGACUUCCUGUACGACGUCGACUCCAUUGACAGCCACGACAAGACCGAGAGAAUUGCCUCGGAGAAGAGAGAGAAGGUUCCGGUGGAACAGAGGGUGGAGGAUGUGGACUGGUGCCCCAAGAAGAGACGGAAAUUCUCCCGGAAGGAGCCGCCAGUCAUCACCAAGUACAUAAUCAUCAACCGCUUCAAAGGACAGAGACGCAUGUCUGUGAAUCUGGGCAGGCUGGACCCUGCCGGGGACGCUGCCGUGAGCCUGGACCCUGCCGGGGAGAACCACUACUCCUCUCUGUCUCCACUGAAAGACUUCUGGCAGGAGAGGAGGAGGGAGCGGGAGGAGCAGCUGCGGCUGGCGUCCAGAGAUAAACAGCAUCUGAACAGGCGCCGCCACCACCCCUUUAGUUCCAUGCACCCCAAACGGAAAUACAAGAUAGCCAACAGGCUGUGUGUCCAGAGGAUCCCCCAGACAGGGGAGGGAUCAGCAGCAGCUCAGGACUCAGGUUCUACCCCCUCUGUCUCUGAUCAGGCUGUUACUACAGAGGAGGGGGGAGGGGGAAGAGCACCGUUAGAACCACAGGACAUCACACACACCGGAACAACCAAGAGGAGCCGCACCCAGGAGAGAGAGGAGAGGGAUGGGAGGAGGACGGGAGGAGGGAAAACAGGGAGGAUAAGGAAAUUCAAGAGCCAAGCCAGGCUGAGCAGUAACAAGACAAUGAAAGAGGGAGGAGCAGGUAGGAGAGCGGAGGGGGAGAGCGUGAUGAAUGGAGUGGCGGAUGCCGGUACUGCUGCUGAUGCUGGGGUGUUAACCAACCAGGAGGCUGCUGGCAGCGUACGAGUGGCAGACAUCAGCUCUAACACACCCAGUCCCCCUUUCUCCUCCCUGGAUCCCACCAACCAGCAGUCAUUCCCCUUCACCUCCUCCUCCUGCGCCUCUGUCCUCAUCUCUUCUGACCAAGCUGUACCUUCUGGGGAGAGGGAGGAAGAGGUGUCAGUGAUCCCAGGGGGGUACCUGCAGACCCUACUAGAUUCCUCAGACUCCUCCAGGAGGGUAGGUAUCACCUACUACCCCCAGCAUCCCCCCACGCAGAACUAUCCCCCAGGUCUCUCUCUAGAGGAAAAACAGCCCCCCAGGCAGAACUAUCCCCCAGGUCUCUCUCUAGAGGAAAAACAGCCCCCCAGGCAGAACUAUCCCCCAGGUCUCUCUCUAGAGGAGAAACAGCCCCCAGGCAGAACUAUCCCCGGGUCUCUCUCUAGAGGAGAAACAGCCCCCAGGCAGGACUAUCCCCCUGGUCUCUCUCUAGAGGAGAAACAGCCCCCAGGCAGAACUAUCCCCCUGGUCUCUCUCUAGAGGAGAAACAGCCCCCCAGGCAGAACUAUCCCCCGGGUCUCUCUCUAGAGGAGAAACCGUUUUCCUCCCUGCAGCUAGUCCAGAGCUGUGUCCUCUCCCCUCCCUCCGAGUCAGAGCUCCAACAGUCCCCCCAUCUCUGUCCC